CACGCUGCGCUUUCAUUGGUCAGCUGAGCGACUUCCACCAACUGCCUCCACCUGCAAUCGCCAACCGCAGGGAACCGCGAGACACUCAAAAACCGACGGGCCCCGAUUCUCUCGCUUCGAAAUGCAGCAACGACGAGAAAUUCGGACAUUCCGUUCCGGUUGAAAAGGGAAUCGGAUUCCGAGGAAUUGCGUCGAAUCCAAAGUUGCGGAAACCGCGAAAACUCGAGGGACGAAGGAAACAGAAACAGGAGCCCCGUUACGAGCAAAAGCUGCCAAAGUAUAGCGUCUCUGGGGCGCCGUGAUGAAGUGUUGCAUGGUAAUAAUGACUGCUUCCGCAAGCAAUGCCUGCGAAGGAUGUUUAUGACUUGAGAGGGCCAUGUGCUUGUAAAAAAGUGCUUUGAAACGAAUGAGGAAAAAGAUCGACCCCGGGACUGGCGUCCGCAUUUCGCGUGAAUCUGCCGCCAGGGACGACAGCAGCUCGGUAGGACCACCAGCUGGUGCAGCCAUUGAUAAAGGAAUGCUAGGGUGAAGUGACAGUGCAAAGGGUGGAAGCUUAAAUCAUGGGCGUGGGCGAGUUGUGGGUGCCAGUCAGGGCUCCGUAAGAGACUCCGCCCACCGACAAGUGGGCGGCAGGAACCAGAAUCCAGCUCAGUUGAUGCCCCACAAUUACAGUGUAUCGCCACGACCUUUUGGGACUGUAAUCUUGUGUGCCGCAUUAUUUCGCCCGCCCCCCGUCGAGUCGGCUGCCCUCUAAUCACGAAUUCUCGGCGCGUACGCCCGCGACAGCACGUGAGCUACACGAGCACGGGAGAGAGAGAAAAAAGCACGUGCCAAUCGAGAAACUUUUAGAUUUGUUUUACUGAAAAGAUCUCGGGGAUAGCGCGCGCGCGGGGAGUUGGGGACUGUCCUGUGACGAGACGCUGGAGGGAGUGGUGAGGGGGGAAGGUCCCAGGGAGGAGAGGGGUAGGAGGAGGCGGGGGAGGGGCACAGGGAGGCAGUAAGCCAGAAAGAAAAGAGAGAGAGCGAGACAGCGAGAGAGAGGGGGACAGGGGGGCGUGGCUCUUGAACAGUGCCACAAGUGCCAUCAUGAUGGAGGUGCCCAACCUCAUAGGGGGGACUACCCCAUCCACCACCAGCGGAAUUGGUGGAGGAGGGCUGAACACUCUCAUCAAUACCACCACCACAACCAUCAACACCACAAUUGGUAACAACAAUAACAACAACAGCGGCAGUACAAUGACCAGCGGGGGGCGCGGCGUCCCCUCCGUAUUCUCCAUAUCUGCACUCGUCAAUUCUAACUCUCCACCAUCUUCUGUCACAGGGUACCUCACAGGCAGCCGGUCAUCCCCUUCCCCGGGCGUCAUGGGCGUCAAAUGCACCAGCGACGCAUCCACGCCGCCCACGCCGACGCAGCCUCUAACGGUGUGCCCGCCCAUCUCUCCUAAGGUCACCCUGACGCCCACGCCCGACGACGACGCCAUCGAGCCGGACGUCGACGUGACGGACGAGGGCGACAUGGAAGGGUCGGAUGAGGGGGAGGGAGCAGGGGGGGACGCGGGGGAGGGAGGGGGAGGAGGGGAGGGAGACGACUUCACGCCCAAGAGGAAGCAGCGUCGCUACAGGACCACCUUCACCUCCUUCCAGCUGGAGGAGCUCGAGAAGGCCUUCGCUAGGACCCACUACCCGGAUGUCUUCACAAGGGAGGAGCUAGCUAUGAAGAUUGGACUGACGGAAGCCAGAAUACAGGUUUGGUUCCAGAACCGAAGGGCCAAGUGGAGAAAACAGGAGAAGGUCGGACCGUCGACGCACCCUUACGGCGCCUUCCCGCCCUCGGCGCCCUUGCCCUUACAGAACCCAGCGCUGCCACCAACCAUCUCCAGCCCCUUCGCAGGGCUGGGAUACAUAAGGAAACCGCCCUCGUUCGAUUCACCGCCCAUGCUACCUCCGGCAGCGUCCAGACUGCCAGCAUCUUACCUGCAAGCCGCAGCGGCACAACUGCUACCUGGCGCAGGAUACCUGGCGGGGAUGUCUGGCCUCCGGGAACUCAGCCAGUACAGGGCCAGCCUCCUCCCCCCGCACCACUACCAGCCAUCCUUCACCCAUCUCCUGGCGGGGCUCUCCUCCCGGCCGAAGCUUCCGGAUGCAGACUACGCCACUCUUUUGGCAUCCAUGCCCGCCCUCCAACCGCCGCCCCUAGCUCCGCUGUCGCCAGCUACGCCCCCGGAUCCUCCAAGGGUUAGCGGAUCUUCAGGAGGGACACCCAGGGGACGGUCUUCCCCGCCAACGACGACGUCCAGCUCUGGGGGCGUGGACCAAGACCGAAGGGCUUCGUCCAUAGCGGAAUUGAGGUUAAGGGCACGGGAGCACGAGCUGCGGCUGGAGAUGCUGAGGAAACACGGGGACGUGGUGACCUGAGUGGACGAGGAAGGAGGGAGCGACGCCCCCUCCGGAAGAAACACCAGUGUCACUCUAACAUGAAUAUUGGAAUGGAGAAGAAAGGUCUCCAUAGGUAUGGAAUUAAUCCUACAUCAAUAGGAACAGAACUAUUAACAUAAUCAGUGACUAAUUAAUCUACCAUUUUUUUGUUGUUGCUUUUUAAAGCUUUGUUAUGUAAAAUAAAAUGUCCUUUUGAACGCGGUUAACACCACCCAAGAGGAAAUGUGAUUGCACAAAAUCCGUCCUAUACGUAUACCUAGAAAUCUAAGUGUUAGAACUUUUAAUAUCCUCUCAUUUAACUAUAAUUGUGAAAGUGAAGUGACCAUGUAGUGAUAACCAAACAUUUCUACCACAAUUAAAGCAUAAGUUUUGACGAAUCGUGAGACUCGUCGAUUUACAGAGGUUGAUAUCUAAUUGUUAGAAAAUCGCACAAUGAAAAUAUGAGUCAUUGUAAUAAUAGGGAAAACAUAUGUGAGGAAUAAAUUGCCGCCAGUGUAUUCAACUUUCAACAUUCUGAUAGUACCUAAAAAACUAGAGAACCCUCUGAUUAGCUACCUAAGACAAGUUGGCCUUUCGACUGGUUGUGAAACAGGUUUGUCUCCUGACUGACUUUGUGGCACAGAAGAGGUCUUCUGACUGACUAGUUAUGAUAAGGUAUCUUAAAUACGGAUUCUCCUUGAUAAACUAUCUGACAGAAGUUUCUCCUAUUUGCUAUCAGUCUCGCAACUCCGCUAACCGACAAAAAGAAUAAUUUUAUUCAACUAUUUACCGUAAAGCUCCCCCCGCCCCCCCAUCCGGCUGUCUAUUAUACAGGGCUGUCCUUGACAGGCAGAAAUAUGGAUCUCCUGUCUAACUUCAAAAAACAUUAGUUCUCAUAUUUGCUAAGUGACCUGCUUGUCUAGCUGAUACAAGCAAGUCUCUUCCAUUUACCCAGCGAACACAAACGUGGAGUUCUCUAUAUAUAUCUACGUGACACCAGCGGGAACUCUAUUUGGCUAGUUAACCCAAGUACUCUUCAGAAGAGUCCUCUGCUCGGCUACCCAGUUUACACAUGAUUUCCGUCUAUUCUGCCAGCUGUCAGAUUACUGACGGACCAUCUACCGACAGGAGAUCCAAUGAUCAGCCAUCUGCCACAAUCAGCCAUUUACUUAGUGAAUAUAAAAAGCAAAGGUUUUCUGGUGACAAUUAAGAAAUAAACAUACCAGUCAUGAAAAGGUAACAGAUAAAAAAAAAACAAAGAAGAAUUCAAAACAAGACAAUUUAUGUGUCCCGGGGAAUUGGAAGUUUUGAUGCACAUCAAAAUAUAAAUCAUGCAUGGUCUCUCGUGAUUAGUUUAUUUCCCUAAAGUAUAAGAGGCCACGGCAAAAAAAGAUUAAAAAAACUAUUAUAAACAGGAGGGUCAUCAAUACACUUAACCAAAAUAUACAUGGCAUCUAAGAACUUGUGUCCAACAAUAUCUACUCCGAAAAAAAAAGAUGCAAUAGCCCCAGGAAACUGAUGCACUCCAAGGAAAUGAAAAUCACGACCAUGACUGUUCUCCAGUGUUUCAGACACGUGAGGAAAAUGGACACUCAUUCCAUUAUUUAAGGUGCUUAAUGACUUUACUCAGCAUAGCAUUAAUUUGUCUUCUCAUUAAUCAACUUGUAAUUAACUCAACAGCCAUCAAAAAACAAAAAGCUAACAAUUCUACUAACCUAGUGUAUGUAUACAGAAUAAGUACCUCAGUUAAUUCUAAUUAACUUUGUUAUACUUUCUUUUUAAAUUAUCCAGCAUUCUCCUAGUUCUAGAGAUAUCAUGCAAUGCCAGACAGCAAUCGCAAACUGCCGAGAUACCAAUAUCAGAGAUUGAAAUGCUUACUGUCAUAUGGCCGUGUACAUUAGGACAUUUAACCAGCAUCUCAAUCUACUAAAAAAUAACAUAAUUUUCUAGGCAACCGUCAUUAGUCUAAUUUGCUUACGACGGCAAACCAACAACUUUCCCUGUUUCAAAGGGAUAGACAAGAGCCAGUCGCCCGGCUGAAUGAACGAAGGCCAGUGGCUCAAAAAGAAGAAGAAGAAGAAGAAGAAGAAGGGAAAUAAUGAAACACUAAAGAAAAUAGUUCCGUAGUCAAUGAAGCUAUUUCUUUAUACGUACUCAAAUCCUCCGCUCGAAACAAAUUCAACUACAGUAAUGUAGAUGACGUUAAUAGAUGUUCAUGAUCCUCACAUUAUUUCCCAUACCUGUCUGGUGUAGACAUCUUUAGUGAUGUUUACUACUACAGCUGAGACAUUUAAAAUCAUGUAGAUGAUGUUAAUGAUGUUAAAAGUGAAUCAACCCCUUACAUAAUUCGCAAACAGUAGAUGUGAUGUUUGCAGUAAAGAUAUUUUGUUGUAUAUAUUUUCUGAAGAUUUUAUUAUAUCAAAUGGAAUGUGAAACGUCAUCAUUAUUAUUCACCUGUCCUCAUUAUUUUCUACCUGUCAUAAUUGUAUUCUACCUAAUUACAAAAUGAAGUACUUACAGGUGUUUCGAGACAUUAACCGAAAUAUAAGAGAGUGUUCGUAAGUAUAAAAGCAACUAUCUCAGAAUCUGUCUCAAUAAAUGGCUGUAGAUUUAGAAAUUGGGUUUCAACAAUCAUGUAGCUUCAGAAAAUGGGCGAAUGACGUUAUGUUAUGAUAGAGUUAAUUGUGUUACUUUGUGAAAAUCUAUUAAAAGCAAAGGUAAAUCAUGAUCCAUAAACUCCCUGAGA
Macrobrachium nipponense is the source of this 5161-nucleotide messenger RNA. RefSeq names its product homeobox protein aristaless-like. Gene Ontology annotation, molecular function: RNA polymerase II transcription regulatory region sequence-specific DNA binding; DNA-binding transcription factor activity, RNA polymerase II-specific. The record is from RefSeq and is a predicted model, not a curated record. Lineage: Eukaryota; Metazoa; Arthropoda; Malacostraca; Decapoda; Palaemonidae. Gene Ontology annotation, biological process: regulation of transcription by RNA polymerase II.